This is a messenger RNA of Orcinus orca (killer whale), 1871 nucleotides long. It is a transcript of the gene GPR152, whose product is annotated as G protein-coupled receptor 152. Gene Ontology annotation, molecular function: G protein-coupled receptor activity. NCBI's taxonomy places the organism in Eukaryota, Metazoa, Chordata, Mammalia, Artiodactyla, Delphinidae. The transcript has a single exon. Bases 26 to 1411 code for a protein of 461 amino acids. Gene Ontology annotation, biological process: G protein-coupled receptor signaling pathway. The record is from RefSeq and is a predicted model, not a curated record. Gene Ontology annotation, cellular component: membrane.
UCUAGUGGGACACUGGGGACCUCAGAUGGACACUGCUAUGGAAGUCAACCUGGGUGCCGCUGGCCACGGGCCCCGCACAGAGCUCGACGAUGAGGACUACCCCCAGGGUGGCUGGGACACGGUCUUCCUGGUGGCCCUGCUGCUCCUGGGGCUGCCAGCCAAUGGGCUCAUGGCAUGGCUGGCCGGCUCGCAGGCCCGGCAGGGAGCGGGUACGCGGCUCGCCCUGCUUCUGCUCAGCCUGGCCCUCUCUGACUUUUUGUUCCUGGCGGCAGCAGCCUUCCAGAUCCUGGAGAUCCAGCAUGGAGGGCACUGGCCACUGGGGACGGCCGCCUGCCGCUUCUACUACUUCCUGUGGGGUGUGUCCUACUCCUCCGGCCUCUUCCUGCUGACAGCCCUCAGCCUGGACCGCUGCCUGCUUGUGCUGUGCCCUCGCUGGUACCCUGGGCACCGCCCAGCCCGCCUGCCCCUCUGGGUCUGUGCCGGGGUCUGGGUGCUGGCCACCCUUUUCAGUGUGCCCUGGCUGGUCUUCCCCGAGGCCGCCGUCUGGUGGUACGACCUGGUCAUCUGCCUGGAUUUCUGGGACAGCGAGGAGCUGCCGCUGCGGAUGCUCGAGAUCCUGGGGGGCUUCCUGCCUUUCCUCCUGCUGCUCGUCUGCCACGUGCUCACCCAGGCUGCCACCUGCAGAACCUGCCGCCGCCAGCCCGGCUCCACGGCCUGCCGAGGCUUUGCCCGCGUGGCCAAAACCAUUUUGUCAGCCUAUGUGGUCCUGAGGCUGCCCUACCAGCUGGCGCAGCUGCUGUACCUGGCCUUCCUGUGGGACAUCUACCCCGGCUACCUGCUCUGGGAGGCCCUGGUCUACUCUGACUACCUGAUCCUGCUCGACAGCUGCCUCAGUCCCUUCCUCUGCCUCCUGGCCAGUGCCGACCUCCGGGCCCUGCUGCACACCGUGCUCUCCUCCUUUGCCGCAGCUCUCUGUGAGGAGCGGCCGGGCAGCUUCACUCCGGCUGAGCCACAGACCCAAGCGGCCUCUGGGGAUCAGACUCUACCAGGGCCAGUGGCUGAGGCCCAGCCACAGGUGAACCCCACAGCCCAGCCACUGUUGGAGUCCGCGGCCCAGCCACAGUCAGACGCUCUGGUCCAGCCUCAGCUGAACCCCAGGGCCCAGCCCCAGGAGAACCACGAGGCCCAGCCCCAGCUGGAUGCUGGGGCCCAGCCACAGGCAAGCCCUGAGGCCCAGGCCCCUGGAGCCCCGGCCAGCUCAGCCCCCAGCCCCUGUGACGAAGCCUCCUCUGCCCCCUCCACGGAUUCCACCCCAGAGGCCCCUGUGAACCCGGCCGAACCUGCUGCCUCUGAGGGAGAAAGCCCCAGCAGCGCCCCCCAGGAGGAGGCCCCGGGUGCAGGCCCCACGUGAGAGUCUGGGAAAGCCAGGGCCGCCAGGGCAGCAGAAGACCUGGGGAGACAGAGGAACCAGCCGGUCAGAGGACGACGGCUGCCGUGGAGGAAGUCCUCAUGGAAAACCCCAGCGAGCCCCUUGGCCUGGCAGACGGACUUGGGCGACGUGAACACGAAGCAGCCAAAAGUCCCGGACAGUCUUGUUGUGAGCGUCAUGUCCCUGCCGGAUCCCAGCAAGCUCCUCUGUGCUUGGCCCACACACGGUGGUCCAACGGUCCCCUGAGCUACCACAGCUGAUGGUGCCCUGCCGGGCUCUGCCCUCCGAUGCCCCCCAGACCCCACAGACAGUCUCCCCUUAGCCUCGGUCCUGCAGGAGAAAGACUGGCAGGGUGACUUCUCCGGGCUUGAUCUGACCUCCCCUGAUCCUUCCCUCCCUGCCCCACUUCCUGUCCCAACCUCUAACCUGGAUACGAGGAGCC